UUCACAGGCACAAACUACAUUUUCUUAUGAAUGGAAACAGAAAAAAUCAGUUCGGCUUAAAUUGGGACCCAUCCUUCACUGAGAUCAUAGAAGGAAAACAACAAAAGCAAGACAAGGGGAACCGUCAGAAGAGAUGACAAUGACUACGAUUCCAGAAAGUCUUAAUAGCCCUGCCUCAGGAAAAACCGUUUUCAUGGAGUUUGGAUCCCCGAGUCAACAAAUGUCGCCUUCCUCCAUGUCUCACGGACACUAUCCAAUGCACUGUUUACAUUCUGCAGGUCAUACCCAGCACGACAGCUACAGUCCAGCCUCGUCGUUCCCCAGAUCUUUGGGUUAUCCAUACGUAAACUCUGUCGGCAGCCAUUCCACCAGUCCAUAUCUCAGCACAGUACAGACCUACCAAAACAGCUCGGCGCUCACACAGACACGGCUAGAGGAGACAGCGCCAGAAGCAGAGAAAAACACAGUGGUCGAAGGCGGAGAGGUUCGAUUCAACGGUAAAGGGAAAAAGAUUAGAAAACCAAGGACUAUCUAUUCCAGUUUACAACUUCAAACUCUAAACAGGAGAUUUCAACAAACUCAAUAUUUGGCGUUACCGGAGAGAGCUGAGCUUGCAGCGUCGAUGGGUCUCACUCAGACACAGGUGAAGAUUUGGUUUCAAAAUAAGCGCUCUAAAUUCAAGAAACUGAUGAAGCAAGGUGGGGGAACAAUUGACGCCGCCGCUUUAGCCACCGGCCGCGGACUGUCUAGCGGUUCACCCUCGGUGGCACCUGUCUGGAGCUCGCCGACCACCGUGAAGACUUCGGUGGGGACAACCGGAUCUUACAUUCCCAGCUACACCUCAUGGUAUCCAACCGCACACCAAGAGUCUAUGCAACAGUCACAGCUCAUGUGAACAGGGACCUCAGCCCUCGACUCUGCCACGGCUCGUGUAUCACGAUGGUGAAGGGGCCUCAGCGCGGCCCAGCACUGAUAACACAACAACAACAACAACCCGGGAGUUUGCUGUCGCAUGCCGCCACAGUGGCCUCUUCAUACCGGAUGACGGCAAGCAGCUAGAAGAAGCAGGAAGCUAAGAGGCUGAAAAGGCACGCAAAGCGCCCAAGGGCAGCAAGUCUGUGACAGUCAGCGGAAAUCGUAGACCAAUGGAUCUUUUUUUUAGCUGCUGUUUAUCACUUUUGUGGCAGUUUCUUUUCUUCUUCUUCUUUUUUUUUAAAUUAUACUUGUGUGAGUUAUUCUGUUUGUAAGAAAACACGUGUUUGUUUACACCAGAUCUUGGGCCCAAAGUGAUGAUGACCUGAAAUCAAUCUGUAUUCAGUAACAGUUAAAGGUUCAUUCUUUUACCAAAUAAUGAUAAUUAAUACAUUCCACCAUUAUACUUUCAGCACACUCAACCCCCAGGGCAUAUUGUGCAAAGCCUCAACUCGCUACUAUGUUGUUUAUGUGUUUGUUAUUUAAGUUAAAUUAUUCAGACUAGUUUUUCUGUUGAGGUCAGUCUGUGUUCAUUUUGUAAGUGUGUUUUGAAAUUACAACACUGUGUUGUUAAUGCUGCACUAACGCAAGCAAAGCUUUUCUAUGCCGUGCCCCGAUGUUAUGUGAAAAAUGUAAAAGGCCUAACAAUUUGCUGCUUUACAAAAAAAAAUAUUCUGAGGGUGAGCAGCUCAUUUGUUACUGUAUUUUGUAUAUCACUUUCAGACUUGUUUUGUGCUGUAUACUGGAUACGCUGUGAAACAGGGUUUUAGGCUUUCUGUAUUCGUCGAGAUGUGUUUAGUCAACAUAGAACAUAUUUAGUUUUGUAUUGAUCACUUUAAUUUAUUUAUCUGUUUCUGAAGUUUACGUACAUAAU
This is a messenger RNA of Anarrhichthys ocellatus (wolf-eel), 1846 nucleotides long. It is a transcript of the gene dlx1a, whose product is annotated as distal-less homeobox 1a. Gene Ontology annotation, biological process: embryo development; cell differentiation; negative regulation of transcription by RNA polymerase II. The record is from RefSeq and is a predicted model, not a curated record. Gene Ontology annotation, molecular function: DNA-binding transcription factor activity, RNA polymerase II-specific; RNA polymerase II cis-regulatory region sequence-specific DNA binding. Bases 134 to 895 code for a protein of 253 amino acids. The transcript is spliced from 3 exons. NCBI's taxonomy places the organism in Eukaryota, Metazoa, Chordata, Actinopteri, Perciformes, Anarhichadidae.